Oncorhynchus gorbuscha (pink salmon) is the source of this 1062-nucleotide messenger RNA. RefSeq names its product fibroblast growth factor 5-like. The transcript has 3 exons. Gene Ontology annotation, molecular function: growth factor activity; fibroblast growth factor receptor binding. The coding region runs from base 48 to 779 and encodes 243 amino acids. Gene Ontology annotation, cellular component: cytoplasm. Lineage: Eukaryota; Metazoa; Chordata; Actinopteri; Salmoniformes; Salmonidae. Gene Ontology annotation, biological process: positive regulation of cell population proliferation; cell differentiation; animal organ morphogenesis. The record is from RefSeq and is a predicted model, not a curated record.
GUGGCCUAGCGGAGCCAGAGGACUGACAGAGUUUCCUUUUUGGAAGAAUGAAUGUUCCUCUUUCCCUUUUUACCUUUGCUCUGCUGCAGUUGAUUAGCGCCGCUGUGGUCGCCGUCUCCACCGCCGUAGUCGCUGGAUCCCUUGGACACGUUUCCUUGGAAGACCAACUUCUGGAAGCGGGUACAGUCAGUGGUUCCGGACGCAGGACUUGCAGACUGUACUGUCGGGUUGGCAUUGGUUUUCAUCUUCAGAUACACACUGACGGACGAGUUAACGGCAGUCAUGAACCCAAUCGGUUAAGUGUCCUGGAGCUCUUUGCUGUAUCUCAGGGUGUCAUCGGUAUCCGAGGAGUCUACAGUAACAAAUUCCUUUCCAUGAACAAGAGAGGAAGGCUUCACGCCGUGGAGAUGUUCACGGACGACUGUAGAUUCCGGGAGCGUUUCCAGGAGAACAGUUACAACACGUAUGCCUCGGUGUUGCACCGGAACCACCGGACGGGACGGGACUGGUACGUGGCCCUCAACAAGAGAGGAAAAGCCAAGAUGGGCUCCAGCCCCAGGGUCAAAUCACAGCACGUCGCCACGCACUUCCUCCCCAGGCUCAACCUGCACGACCUGCAGAGCGAACGAGGCUUCACCAUCACAGACAGGAGUAAAGAGAGGAGGAAAAGCCUCCCGGUGGCACCUCAGCCGCCCUCGCAGCCGAAGAUGAACCUUAAUACAGGAACAGGGAAGAGGGUGCAGACUGUCAAGUACUGGCCAAAGUUUCGGUUCGGAUAGACUGAGGAGAGGUUCAUGUCAAGGAAGACUGUAGGUUGAGUGAUGUAGCCUGGAAUCCAUGAUAGGAUUCAGGAUUGCCAGACUGCUGUAGUGAAACAAUGGUGAAACAGAGUUCCAGGCUGUGUGGAUUGGAUUAGGGCUGAAUAGUGAAACAGAGUUCCAGGCUAUGUGGAUUGGAUUAGGGCUGAAUAGUGAAACAGAGUUCCAGGCUGUGUGGAUUAGGGCUGAAUAGCGGGAACCGUGUUACCGAGAUUAACAGAGAUUUCCCGCCUAAAACCACUCC